AAACCGGGUCCGGCAAAUCAUCCACAAACAACACCUCUCUCUCUCUCUCUCUCUCAAAGUAUUUUCUUUCUCCCAACAUAACCCACAAACCCACCCCCCCCCCCCCCUCUCUCUCAUGACCAAAUCUCCUGUUUCAAAUGUCUGAGGACUGCGCUCUGGGAAUUGGAAGAUAUGAAUAUGUUAGGCUUGAUACUCUGAUCCCUGUUUCUCAGAGGAGUGGUAGCAAUCUUGGCCUUUUGAGGUCCCCAUGGUCAGAAUGCAAGGCUCAAUGGAGGCUCGUGGCCCCAUCCGUCGCUCUCACCUUCAUUCACUACUCUUUCACUCUCAUCACUGAUUCCGUCACUGGCCAUCUCGGCAAGUUUCAGUUUGCCUCACUGGCUAUUGCAUACACAGUCAUGAGACUGGCUUAUGGCUUCAUGCUAGGUAUGGGUAGUGCAUUGGAAACACUAUGCGGGCAAGCUUUUGGGGCAAGACAAUUCGAUAUGCUAGGAAUAUACAUGCAAAGAUCAGUUGUUAUUCUCUUUGCAACCUCUCUAAUACUCUCAGUUCCCUGUAUAUUUGCAGAACCCUUGCUCAGGAAGUUUGGCCAAUCCACUGAUCUGGCUAAACAAGCUUCAAUUCUGAUAAAAUGGAUGUUACCCCAGCUUUUUGCUUGUUCAUUGAACUUCCCGAUCCAGAAGUUCCUCUACUCACAAAGUCUUAUCAUGCCUAUGUUUUGGGUUUCUCUUGGCCUAGUUUUACCCCACCUGGUUUUAAGCUAUUUGUCCGCAUUUUCUCUGGAUUUGGGGCUUUUGGGUGUCACCAUGGUUCAGAAUUUGUCUUGCUGGUUGCUGUGCUUCCUGCUAUUCAUUUAUUUAGCUAAGUCAGAGUCAUGUAGAAGCUCAUGGACCGGGUUCUCUUUUUGUGCCUUGUACCAGCUUCCUUCUUUCAUGAGGUUGUCGCUGUUCUCAGCAAUCAUGACAGUCUUGCAGGUGUGGUAUUAUCAGGUCCUUAUUCUUCUUGCAGGGACAUUAAGUGAUCCAGAAAUCGAGAUAGAUGCACUAUCUAUAUGCCUCAACAUGAUCUGUUUGGAGGUGAUGGUUCCAUAUGGAUUCAAUGCAUCCACAAGCAUAAGAGUUUCAAAUGAGCUCGGUGCUGGAAAUUCAGAGGCAGCAAGUUUUUCAGUCUCUAUAGCAAUGGCAGCAUCCUCAAUUGUCAGUAUCUUGCUCGCCCUCAUUUUUCUUCUGUUGAGGAACAAGCUGGGCUACCUCUUUAUAAAUAGCUCAGCUGUUGCAGAGAGAGUCUCAGAGUUGGUUCCGUUCCUCGCCGCUACUGUUCUUCUCAAUGGAGUGCAGUCAGUUCUUUCAGAAGCAGGUGUUGCAAUAGGAAGUGGCUGGCAAUCUUAUGUUGCUUAUGUGAAUAUCAUAUCUUGCUAUUUGGUGGGUCUCCCUCUAGGCCUACUUAUCUGCUUCAAAUUUCAAAUGGGGAUUACGCCAAGAUUGAUCAUUUCAAAACAGGGUAUAUGGUCUGGAAUGAUAGCUGGACAAGCCUUACAGGUUCUGAUUGUCUUGUAUGCUACAUGGAAUGCGAACUGGAGUGAACAGGCCAACCAAACGAUUGGGUUUCUGAGGACAUGGAGAGAAAGCAGCAGUAACUGUGUUGCAUAGCAAGAAAGGAAGAUAAAUUUGUAGAUUGAGAGGAAACGAAAUGAAAAACAACCGAUUUCCAUAAAUACAAGGUGUUUGAACUUGAUAUUUCUUUACAAGAAACCCUUCAUUGAACGAAGGGGGACUGGCCCUUCUUGUAUGUGUAUGGAGAGCUAUAUAUACUCAUGCAUUUUGGACAUUCAAUUUCACAUAGGGUGUUGCUCGUUA
This is a messenger RNA of Amborella trichopoda, 1853 nucleotides long. RefSeq names its product protein DETOXIFICATION 36. The record is from RefSeq and is a predicted model, not a curated record. Gene Ontology annotation, molecular function: antiporter activity; xenobiotic transmembrane transporter activity. Lineage: Eukaryota; Viridiplantae; Streptophyta; Magnoliopsida; Amborellales; Amborellaceae. Gene Ontology annotation, biological process: xenobiotic detoxification by transmembrane export across the plasma membrane. Gene Ontology annotation, cellular component: membrane.